This is a messenger RNA of Melanotaenia boesemani (Boeseman's rainbowfish), 2636 nucleotides long. It is a transcript of the gene tnfaip2a, whose product is annotated as tumor necrosis factor, alpha-induced protein 2a. NCBI's taxonomy places the organism in Eukaryota, Metazoa, Chordata, Actinopteri, Atheriniformes, Melanotaeniidae. Gene Ontology annotation, cellular component: exocyst. Gene Ontology annotation, biological process: exocyst localization; exocytosis. Bases 342 to 2393 code for a protein of 683 amino acids. The record is from RefSeq and is a predicted model, not a curated record. The transcript is spliced from 12 exons. Gene Ontology annotation, molecular function: SNARE binding.
GCCUAUCCCAGGAAUUAGCAGGCGAGAGGCAGAGUACACCCUGGACAGUUGCCAUCGCAGCAGUUAACUGGAAAUAGUUAAAUCUGAUUCAUCAUUUCUCUUGUCUGUUCUUUUUGUUUUCCUUCUCCUUAAAGCACAAAGAGGGAUGAAGCUGCUCUAAUAUCCAUCAACAUGCUGGAGUAUAGAUUUUUAUUUUAUUUUAUUAACAAAUAACACUUUUUGGGAGUAUUUAACAUGUCUUCUCUCACCGAUUCUAACUAAGUGCAAAGUUUUAAGGAGUUGCACUGUUGAUAUUUGCAUUUAAGGCAGCUUAAUGAUUAGUGGUGUACGUGAUCGUAUAUAUGGGCCGGUCUGGGGCAAAAUGCCCUGUUUCCUGCAGCCCAUUCUGUUGUCACAGUUCCUCAGGGAACCAAAACCAUCUGUCCAAAACCAGAGACCAUGUUCUCCAUAGAACUGGACAGGUUCACAAAUCUUUUAAAUGGUCAGGAGGAGGCGCUCAGGAGAACCCCGGAGGAGCCAGAAGGAGGCUACCGAAACUGAAGAUCCCUGCAAAGAUCAGGAACUACCGCAGGACGUUCCAGCAGAAAGUUCCUGCAGGUGAUGCAUUGGAUGCUGUGCAGCAGGAGGAGGAGAAGGAGGAGCAGUUGGAGGAGAUCAGCAGGAGGCUGAUCCUCAAGGAGGAGGAGCUCUUCAGGCAAGAGUCCCCCAAUGAGGAGGCGGAGGACCAGCUGCAGCAAGACUUCGAGGCCCUGGGAGUCCGGAUCUGGAUGGCCAUCCAAGACACCUUCACCUCCUCCCCUCCCUCUGCUGAGCACCUGGAGGUCCUAAGGAGUGCUGUGGCCUCCAUCCAGCAGCAGGAGCAGCAGGACCAGCGCUGGACAGAGAAUCCAGAGAACCGGGUUCCUGUGUGGCGUCCUCACAGGUAUCUUAGCACUCACAACAUGCUGCUGCAGAAGAUGGUGGUGGCCCGACUGAGGAAGGCUGCGGAGGAAGAGGAGGUCAGAGCCGAUCAGUUAUCCUCCGAGGGGAAGAGACAGGUGUGUCGUGUCGGGAAGUGUGUGAAGGAGGACCUGCUGACGGUGGUGAGGAAGGUGAAGGACUGUUACCCUCUACAGAUGGACAUCCUGAACGUCUACGCUGGGCUCUACCAUCGGACCUUCUCUGCUCAUCUAACAGAGAUGGCGUUCUCAAACCUGGACAUUGAGGACUGCAGCUACCUGCUGUUCUGGAUCAACAAUUACUACCCUAAUGAAAUUCUGAAACACAAAGAACUGGACGGGCAGAUCAAGACGGCCUAUUUGGGUUCCCUGCUGCUGCCAGAUCAGCUGGACCGGCUGGAGGACCAGUACCUGUCCCACAAAGAGGAUCAGGUGAAGUUGUGGCUGAACACAGCUCUGAGGAAGGAGGAGAUGAGCUGGCUGAGUGGCAAUACACCUGAACUUAUCGAUGGUUAUUUCUUCAGUUCGCUGGCUGUCGACGUCAUACAGGUGAUGAGCAGCUCCCUGAAGGAGAUCAACUGUGCCAUCAAAGACCAGAACAAAGCUCAGAGGCUCACAGCUCUCAUGGAGAACUUCCUCUGCAGCUAUAAGAAGUGUGUGGAGGACUUUCUGAGUGGAAACCAUGGCAACAUGCACCCAGUGAUGAAAGGACAGCUGGUGUGUGAGCAGCAGCUUAGGGAUUACAUCAGUGGUCAAACAGAAAGCUUGAGUGAGGCUCAGAGACAUGGCUGUAUGGACACCCUGUCUGCUCUGAGGGACGUUGUCUUCAUGUGCUUCACCUGUCCUUUUCACUCCCACAUCAAGGUGUGUCUGAAACAGCUGUGGACAUCCGCCUGGGUGGAUGGCUCACUUCCUGUCAUCGACUCGCUGCUGGACCACCUGGAAAAACAUCUGUGUGACCUGAAUGAUCUAAAACCAGUCUGCAGAGCGGCCCUCCUCUCUGUCCUUUAUCAGGAUGUGGCCUUCCGCUAUGUGAAGAAGAUGAUAAAGACCAAGAUGAAGAACAGAGAGCAGCAGGAAGCCGGAGCUCAGCUGAUGAUCCAAGACGCUCAGAAGAUUGACAACUUCUUCACAGAAAAGGGCUGCAGCGAGGCCUCCUGGAUCCGUGGGUUGCUCUGCAGCCUUGCUGAGUUGCUCCAGCUGCAGGAUCCUGCCAGCAUCCAGCUGGAGCUCGUCAUGCUGGCCCGGACCUUCCCUGACCUCAGUGGCGCUCAUGUGUCGGCUCUCCUGUCAGUGAAAUUCGGCCUAUCAGCUGCUGACGUCAGCUCCAUCAGGAAGAGCGUGGAGAAGAACCGCCUCCACAAUGCCUCCGCCAAUCACAGCCAUCCGUUCUUCUCUAAUAUCAAAGUUAAAUGGCUCACUAAUAAAAUCAAUCAAAUGGGACUCAAGAGCUAAAUGUUGUUAGCAUGUUAGCAGAAAUAGUUCAGUCAGUUAGCUAACGUAUCUUUGGUGUCAUGGUGCUGUCGCGCUAGCAGGAGCAGAAAACCAGGAAGUCGAUUAACUCAAUCAGAGUCUUUUAGAAAAUCAGUUGAUAUUGUUGUUGGCCAAACUUUCAUCAUUCAAUCAAAACUGAGAACACACCGGCUCAAUUCCAGUAAAAGAUGUUUUAAAGGCUGCUUCCUUUCCUUCAUAAACAGC